AUGUCGGGCCCGCCGAGAUUUUGGUCGUUGAACACCCCCGAGCCGGAGAACAAGGCCCCGAAAAACCCGGCGAAGAAGCCCGGAAAGCAAGAGUCGGAGGCCAAUAAGGAGAGGAAAUCUGGGAAAGUGGCGGCGGCGAGCAGCAGCAGUCGGGCGUCGUCAUCCUCGUCGGCGUCGGUGUGGUCCGACUCGGGUGGAAUGCGGCGGAGCGGCGGCGUGGUGAAGAGGAGGCAAUGUGGAGUCAAAAUUGACAAGGAGGACGAGAAAAAUGGUGGCGGUGGUGGAAUUGCAGCAUUGGAGGAGACUGACUAUGGUGGGUUAGUGGGCAAAGUCGAUUGCUUUUAUCAGAGUAAGAAGAGGUGCCCUUGGGUUACUCCUACUACUGAACAAUGCUACACAGCGUUUCAUGACGAAGAAUGGGGAGUGCCAGUCCAUGAUGACAGGAAACUUUUUGAACUACUAUGUUUGUCUGGUGCCUUGGCAGAACUAUCAUGGCCUGCCAUUCUUAGUAAGCGGCAGACAUUUAGGGAAGUGUUUCUAGGUUUUGACCCAGUUGCUUUGUCGAAACUGAAUGAGAGGAAGCUCAUCAUGGCAGGAAGCUGCUACCAGAACAGAAGCUGCGAUCAAUCAUUGAAAAUGCAGGCCAAAUUUGCAAGGUCCGUAGUUUGUGGAAUACAUUGGAAGUAGAGAAGGAAAAUGUAUAUGCAAGUAUAGAACUCCCAAUUGCGGCUGUUAAUAUGUAGCACAGGUUGUAGAAGAGUUGGGGUCAUUCGACAAGUACAUCUGGAAUUUUGUGAACCAGAAGCCCUUAGUGAACCAAUUCCGGUACACCCGCCAGGUUCCAGUGAAGACUUCAAAAGCAGAGGCGAUGAGCAAAGAUCUUGUGAGAAGGGGAUUCCGUAGUGUGGGGCCGACGGUUAUAUACUCUUUCAUGCAGGUAUCGGGUCUAACGAACAACCAUCGUGUCAGUUGCUUCCGAUACCAUGAAUGUAUAUGACGGGAGCUGAAGCAAAGGCAAAACAGCAAAAGAAUAUGAAGGCCAAGGCGGGAAAGGAAGAAGUUGAUUAGCCAUUCAUUGGGUUUGCGGAUAGCGAGAGUUUGGUGAACAGAGAGAGAUAUGGUUAUGGUGGUGGUGCUGCCCUGACGGGAAGUGUAUGUGUUCCUUCUGUACAAAUGGUUUAUUCACCAGCUGCAGAAUAGAAUCUGGGUGAAUGCUUUGCAUCUGUGUAUAUAUGAUGGCUGUAUUAGUUUACGCAAGUUGUGUAUGUUCUUGAUAAUGUCAAUUUUGGCCCUUCAACUUUGAUACUUGUGACAUGUGAUUUAUGAUUUUACCAAAACUUGCUGUAAUGCUGGUG
This is a messenger RNA of Linum tenue, 1355 nucleotides long. The record is from the annotation of a GenBank genome assembly. NCBI's taxonomy places the organism in Eukaryota, Viridiplantae, Streptophyta, Magnoliopsida, Malpighiales, Linaceae.